Messenger RNA from Hypoxylon fragiforme, 1941 nucleotides. RefSeq names its product zf-DHHC-domain-containing protein. The transcript is spliced from 2 exons. Bases 1 to 1941 code for a protein of 646 amino acids. NCBI's taxonomy places the organism in Eukaryota, Fungi, Ascomycota, Sordariomycetes, Xylariales, Hypoxylaceae. The record is from RefSeq and is a predicted model, not a curated record. Gene Ontology annotation, biological process: peptidyl-L-cysteine S-palmitoylation; protein targeting to membrane. Gene Ontology annotation, cellular component: Golgi apparatus; endoplasmic reticulum. Gene Ontology annotation, molecular function: protein-cysteine S-palmitoyltransferase activity.
AUGGGCAGCUUCCCGAGUCCGAAGUUCCCCGCCGGCCCUCCGAGUAUUAUCUCGUCGCGCAUGACAGACAUUGCUUCCGAGGAUGGCGAUGCUGGUACCCAAGAUCAGGCCAGAACAAACCCCAGCCAGAGAAGAAGCUACCGCAACGACUCGCGUCCCGGUACUGCAAGGACUGGCAUAUCAUCUUCCCGUGGUGCAUGGUCACAAACAACACCGAUGAGGAAGACUUUUCAGAAAAGUGUUAGCGGCAGCAUUAACAAUGGUCGCCCAACUAGCUCGACUAGCCGAAGCCAUGUCCCCUUAGCUUCCCAUGCCUUUUUUCGACCCAUGAGCUCUCAGAAGCUACAGGCCCAGCGGGCCGCGAAUCAUCUCAGCGGCGUUAGCAGUUUCCAGCAUCGGCCCAGCAUGGACGACGUACCGGACGAGGAUUUGUCUCAAAUAGCACCGCAGGGGGCUACUGUUUCGAGACCUCUUGUGGUCCGCCACAUAAACGACGACGGCGAUAUGCAAUCGCCUCCUUCUAGGGGUACUGAAGGAACAGAACCUUAUGAUCGUAUCACCGCCACUACCAGUCCGACCCGCGGCCACCAUCCGACGGGAAGUCUUAGUGAAAGUGUGCGCCCCUUGCAACGUAAGGCCGAGGAGAAGGGGCUCAGCCUGGAUAUGAACAAGUCCAAAAACUACAUUGGAGUUGGGAAUAUGCCAAGCCCCAUGCCGUCGACACGCUCUUUCAGGUCAAGUCUUUUCUUACCGAGCAAAGGAGAAUCCACGGGCUCGGCCGCUAAUCGUAACACACAUGGCGCGGAGAAGCUGUCUUCUGGCGCGUCGACUCCUCGGUUCACAACCUCAGCCCCAACUACUCCCGCACCCAAAACCAAAGCAGUCAAGGAGAAGGUGGUAGGCCAUGGACAUAACCACGAGUAUUUCGAAGGGAAUACUGUAUUUUGUAUUGGAGGCCGUUUGCAAAAUACCCGUCACAGGCCUAUCAAUAUUGCGACUGGUUUCCUUGUCAUAUUACCUGGCAUCCUCUUCUUCGCAUUCUCUGCGUCUUAUCUUUGGCAUCACGUAUCGCCUGCCAUCCCCAUCUUCUUUGCAUACGUGUUUUACAUCUGUGUAUCCUCCUUCCUUCAUGCGUCGGGCUCAGAUCCAGGAAUUCUGCCACGAAAUCUCCAUCAGUUCCCCCCAGCGGAUGAGCAAGAAGAUCCUCUGCGUCUGGCUCCUCCAACUAAUGAUUGGACCCUGAUUAAAUCGGCUGAGUCGAGUACGGCGGCAAUGGAAGUGCCAACGAAAUACUGCAAAACGUGCAAUAUUUGGCGCCCGCCUCGAGCUCAUCAUUGUCGAUUAUGCGAUAAUUGUGUUGAGACACAGGAUCAUCACUGCGUUUGGAUUAAUAAUUGCGUUGGCAGACGGAACUAUCGAUAUUUCUUUACUUUUCUAUCUUCAGCCACGUUCCUUUCGAUAUACCUGGUGGCUGUGUCGUUGGUUCAAGUUUCGGUAUUCUCGAGCCAGGAGGGUGUCUCGUUUGGCGAAGCUAUAAGCCAUUUUCGAGUUCCAUUCGCCAUGGUCAUUUACGGCCUUCUGGCCUUCAUGUAUCCGGCCGCCUUGAUGGGAUAUCACCUUUUCCUCAUGGCUAGGGGCGAAACAACAAGAGAGUUCCUCAACUCUCACAAGUUCUUGAAGAAGGAUCGGUACCGGGCGUUCACGCAAGGUAGCAUGUGGAAGAACUGGAUUGUAGUGCUGUGCCGACCACGACCGCCAACGUACUAUCGAUUCAAGUACCGCUUUGAAGAGGGGGACCAGCGAUUCGGAGUGCAUCGGAAUCAACAGAAAAACAAUUCUACUGGAGACGGACAGGAGAUGGAGAUGCAGGCUGUGGGAGCACCGACUACCGGCUUUCAAGGGCCAGCAGCUUUGCGUAACCUUACAGCCACUAUGCGAUAA